CUCAAAUCCAAAGGUUGGUACGUAAAAAAAUUUAAACCGCUAGAUCGAGUAACAGCAGAUUUGUUUGUUGUGGGCCGAAACGAAACUUUUGCCCGUCCUCUAUGAUCCGUUGGGCUAGACUACCUGACGGCGGCAAAACUCAUGGGCCAGGGAUUUGAGACAUCUUCAAUGCGAAGGAUUUUGGCCUUUCCGGUUUUCAGCCUCCACGUAUCGCGGAUAGGGCGAAAGGCCAACCCACUCGAACCGAGUGGUGGCUAACAAACAAACGAAAACAAAGUCAAAGCAACUGACCAGAUCCCCAAUGGCCGCUGCUAACUCCACCGAAGACGCCGAAAUUCCUCAUCCACUCCUAAACCCCGGCGGCCAUGGCAGCAUUGCCGUCUCUCGUCGUCCUCCUCCUACUUCUCCAUCCAGCGGCUGCCCCUGCUGCUCGCGCGCCGCCGCCUUCGAAGCCCCCUCCGCCGCAGCCGAAUCAGAAGGUGUUCGUGUGGCCCAAGCCGACGUCCAUCUCAUGGCCGUCCGUCGUGUACGCGCCGCUGGCCCCGUCCUUCAGCAUCCGCGCGGUGCCGUCCCACCCGUCGCUCCGCCACGCCAUCGGCUACUACAGCCGCCUCAUCCGCUCCGAGCGCCACAUGCCCCUGGUUCCCCCUGCCAACUACACGCUCGCCCGCGUCCCCGUCCGCCUCCUCGCGCUCUCCGUCUCCGACACGGAGGUACCGCUCGGCCCCGCCGUCGACGAGUCCUACACGCUCUCCGUGCCCCUCGACUCCGCCUCCGCCGACAUCUCCGCGGCCACCACCUGGGGCGCCAUCCGCGGCCUCGAGACCUUCUCCCAGCUCGCAUGGGCCGGCGGCGGACCCGCCGCGGCCGGCCAGCCGAUUGUCCCUAGCGGCAUCGAGAUCUCCGAUCGACCCCACUUCACCCACCGCGGCAUCCUUCUCGACACCGCCCGCAACUACUACCCGGUCCGGGACAUCCUCCACACCAUUCGCGCCAUGGCCUUCAACAAGCUCAACGUCUUCCACUGGCACAUCACGGACUCCCAGUCCUUCCCCAUCGUGCUCCCCACUGUCCCUAACCUCGCCCACCACGGCUCCUACUCCCCCGCCAUGCGCUACACCGACAAGGACGUCCACCGCAUCGUUAACUAUGCCGCCGCCUUCGGCGUCCGCGUCAUCCCCGAGAUCGACAUGCCUGGGCACGCGGGUUCAUGGGCAGGAGCGUACCCGGACAUCGUCACCUGCGCGAACAAAUUCUGGGCGCCCACGGCAAUGCCCGCGCUGGCGGCGGAGCCCUGCACGGGGCAGCUGAACCCGCUGAACCCCAAGGCGUACCGCGUCGCGCAGGACGUUCUGCGCGACCUGUCGGCCUUGUUCCCGGACCCGUUCCUCCACGGGGGCGCCGACGAGGUGAACACGGCAUGUUGGGAAGACGACCCCGUGGUGCGCCGGUUCCUCCAGGAAGGCGGCACACACGACCACCUCCUGGAGCUGUUCGUGAACGCGACACGACCGUUCAUGGUGCAUGAGCUGAACCGCACGGUGGUGUACUGGGAGGACGUCCUCCUGGGGCCCAAGGUAAUGGUCGGGCCGACGGUGCUGCCCAGGGAGACCACCGUGCUGCAGACGUGGAACAACGGCGCGGAGAACACCAAGCGGAUCGUGGCCGCCGGGUACCGCGCCAUCGUGUCCUCGGCGGCGUACUACUACCUGGACUGCGGGCACGGCGGGUGGGUCGGCAACGACAGCCGGUACGACAAGCAGGAGAAGGAGAGCGAAGGCAUGCCGCUCUUCAACGACCCCGGCGGCAACGGCGGGUCGUGGUGCGCGCCGUUCAAGACGUGGCAGCGGCUGUACGACUACGACAUCCUGCACGGGCUGACGGAGGAGGAGGCCACGCUGGUGCUGGGCGGGGAGGUGGCGCUGUGGUCGGAGCAGUCGGACGCCGCCGUGCUGGACGGCAGGCUGUGGCCGAGGGCCGCCGCCGCCGCGGAGACGCUCUGGUCCGGGAACAAGGGCGCCAGCGGGAGGAAGCGCUAUGCCAACGCCACGGACCGUCUCAACGACUGGAGACACCGGAUGGUGGCGCGCGGCAUCCGCGCCGAGCCGCUCCAGCCGCUGUGGUGCCCGCUGCACCCUGGCAUGUGCAACCUUUCGCAGUAGCACGCCCUGGAAGCCUCGAGCUGCUUUGCUGCCUGCAGCCUGCUGCAGUAUGCCUGGGAAGGAAUGUUCUUCACAAGCCGAACUGGCACAGAGACAGAAAUUUUGGAAGGUGGAAGGAUUUGCAUAGUGAUUACUCGUUGAGCAGAAUAAACAAGGCCUCGUACACCAAUCAACCUUUUUGUUUUGCUUCCAUUUUUAGAAGGAACCUCUCGUUGUUCAACAGUCUCCGGGGUCUUUGGGUAGGAAUAUCAGAGUCCCUUCUGUGCGUGGUUGCUGUAUUUCACACUGAACAGAUUUUGCAUCGACUUUUUUUCUUGUUCAGAACAACAAUCUGUCUUCAUUUAACACGAGCAGAUAUAAUCAUAGACUAUUCGACUA
Messenger RNA from Brachypodium distachyon (stiff brome), 2540 nucleotides. Its product is annotated as beta-hexosaminidase 2. The transcript has 2 exons. The record is from RefSeq and is a predicted model, not a curated record. Gene Ontology annotation, biological process: carbohydrate metabolic process; glycosaminoglycan metabolic process. The coding region runs from base 366 to 2162 and encodes 598 amino acids. Gene Ontology annotation, molecular function: beta-N-acetylhexosaminidase activity. Gene Ontology annotation, cellular component: membrane. Lineage: Eukaryota; Viridiplantae; Streptophyta; Magnoliopsida; Poales; Poaceae.